Cydia strobilella is the source of this 1040-nucleotide messenger RNA. RefSeq lists its product as uncharacterized. NCBI's taxonomy places the organism in Eukaryota, Metazoa, Arthropoda, Insecta, Lepidoptera, Tortricidae. The record is from RefSeq and is a predicted model, not a curated record. Bases 165 to 1040 code for a protein of 291 amino acids. The transcript has 3 exons.
UCUGCACAAAUCCGAUUCCCAUGUGAGAAUGUUUAUGUUUAAUUUGUAUUUCUCAUAAUAAAAGUUUAGGUACUAAUACUUAUUCUGAGUUAUUACUUUUUGUUAGUAACCAUUUAUAGUUGGGUUGGGCUUUUAUCAGUAUAUGAAUAACUUUUCUAUUCGCAAUGGAGGCUGCUACCUUAAAGAAGAAAUCAACAGGUCUUAGCAAAGGGAAAUUAAAAAAGACAAUCAAAAAUGUGUUAUGCCGCCCGGAUUCUAUAAAUUGGCCAGUUGUAUCAGAAGAAAACGCCAAAGAUUUAAGUGCGUCUUUAAGGAAUUAUAAAGUGGAGAUUCCGGAAUUUAAGAAGUUGAAAUGGGACAUACUAAAGAAUAUACCUAAAGAAGAAAGGCCAAAGCCACCACCGAUUAAAAAACCAGACGGCCUGCUAUUUGGAUUAAGACAUUGCUCUGAAGCUAUUGUAAGCAAAAAUUGCUCUGCGUUAAUGGUUGAUUCAGAAGUACACCCAAAACCUAUUGUUCAACCCAUAAUAGAAGCCUGCAUAACAGCUGAAGUGCCUGUUGUCUGCCUUAAAAAUUUGAAGGAACUAUCUCUCAGCAACUUCGGUGUCAAAACUGCCUGUCUAGGUGUUAAACAGCAUUGUCUAGAAGAAAUCUCUAAAAAGAUUAGAGCAUUAGCAAAAAUGUGUGCUCCAAUGCAACCAAAAUCAAUUCAAAAUGUAGAAGUGACUGUCAAAAGUGAACCACAAGAUACCAAAAUGACAGACGGACCAAACAACACUGAAAUAACAAAUUACCUCCUAAAACGAAUAUCUAAGAAAACCAGAAUCUUUGUACCUCCAUCUGAUACUGAGACCAAAGGGGUCGAGAAAAAAUUCAUUGGACAAGAUUUCAUAGAAUUUUUUGGAAAAAUUAAUAAAGAAAAUACCAAUGAGGUAAAGAACUUUGAACAUGCUUAUAAGAAUAUGAAGCUAAAAAGAAUUACAAAUAAUCCAAACAGGGUGCAAAUGGGAAAAAAAAGGAAAAUUCAUAAUACCAAAUAA